This is a messenger RNA of Brugia malayi, 834 nucleotides long. RefSeq lists its product as uncharacterized. The record is from RefSeq and is a predicted model, not a curated record. Lineage: Eukaryota; Metazoa; Nematoda; Chromadorea; Rhabditida; Onchocercidae. The transcript has 7 exons. Gene Ontology annotation, molecular function: hydroxyacylglutathione hydrolase activity. Bases 1 to 834 code for a protein of 277 amino acids.
AUGUACCUCGCAUUACUACGGGUUGUAAGUCGAAAAUUUUCGAGAAGUGUUGUAGACCGAAAAAUGAAAGUCAUACCUGUCCCAGCAUUGAGUGAUAAUUAUAUGUAUCUUUUGGUUGAUGAAAAGAGCAGUGAUGCUGCUAUUAUCGACCCGGUUGACUUGAAAGGCAUAAAUAAAACUGUCAAGGAGAAUGGUGUGAAGCUUACAUCUUCCCUGGUUACUCAUCAUCACUGGGAUCAUGCUGGUGCGACGAAUGAGCUUUCUGACGAAUAUCGUGGGUUAUCUAUUUAUGGAGGUGAUGAUCGUAUUGCAAGUAUUACCAACAAGGUGAGGGAUGGUGAUAUUUUCAAGAUCGGUGAACUUGAUGUGAAGUGCUUGUAUACGCCUUGUCAUACAACGGGUUCCGUUUGCUAUUAUGUUACCGAUGGUAGUGGUGACAAAGUAGUUUUUACUGGCGACACACUGUUUAUAGGAGGAUGCGGACGUUUUUUUGAAGGUGAUGCUGCAGAUAUGGAUUCUGCUCUGAAUAAAAAACUGGGCAGUCUGCCGAAUGAUACGAAGAUAUAUUGUGGACAUGAAUACACUGUUGAGAAUCUGAAAUUUGCUCAUUCAAUUGAACCAAAAAAUGAUGAAAUUACGAAAAAAUUAGCUUGGGCAGAAGAACGACGAAAGGCUGGCGACUAUACGGUACCUUCUACAAUUGAGGAAGAGAAACGUUUCAAUCCUUUUAUGCGUGUUCGCAUAAGUGAUGAACUGAGAAACGUGACAAAAUCUUCAGAUCCUAUCACUAUUAUGGCAAAGAUCAGAUCUAUGAAAAAUAAUUUCCAUUCAUAG